AUGAACGCCGCAUGGGGCAAGAGCCGAGAAGUUAUGGAGCGAACAUACGGAAGAGCUCACGUGUUGAAACAGCAGUUGGAUUCAACUUGGCAAAACGGACAGGCCGCGCUCGAUGCAGCUUGCCACAGACUCCGGGACAGUCUAGACAAGGCUGGCGAGGACCGGAUUCUUUGCGAGGAGGCACAGUCUAGCGUGACGGAGGGGCUGCCAGCGCUUUUUCUGAAACGGUUCAAGGACCCAGUGCGCUUUGCCAACUUUCAGGGAGGAACUAUCCACGGAUGCCAGCCUUCCAAGUUUGGUUCUGCGCCGGGAGACGAGUGCAACUGUCCGGAUGGCCAUGAAGAGCUUGGGUGUCAGGAUUCGACCGACACCUCGAGCUUCUUGCACAGCUUCACAUCAGUGUUAGCAUGUAAGUGUCCUUUGCAAGACUUGGCCAUUGCAGUUGUGUAA
Messenger RNA from Symbiodinium sp. CCMP2592, 450 nucleotides. Lineage: Eukaryota; Dinophyceae; Suessiales; Symbiodiniaceae. The record is from the annotation of a GenBank genome assembly.